Molecule: messenger RNA, 1240 nt
Organism: Daucus carota subsp. sativus
Lineage: Eukaryota; Viridiplantae; Streptophyta; Magnoliopsida; Apiales; Apiaceae
Product: reticulon-like protein B1
Exons: 5
Coding region: 133-906 (257 amino acids)
Source: RefSeq, a predicted model, not a curated record
CAGAACUUUCCGUCAAUAGCUCCCCUAAUAAAUCUCCCACACAAACCCUCACUCUCAUUUCACUUGAAUACUCUUUUACUCACAAACGCCGUCACUCACCUCGAUAUUUGCGACAUUUAAUCGGAGAUCUCGAUGGCAGAUCACGCCGGAGAAGUGGAGCCCAAGGCUGAAUCGCUGAUUGAGAAGAUCACUGAGAAGUUGCACGGUGACGAUUCCUCGGAUUCUGAUGAUGAGAAGAAGAAGAGUAGCGAGAAGGAGUCAACAGUCGAGGCCGUGAAGAACAAGGUGUAUCGGAUUCUUGGGAGAGAGAAGCCUAUUCAUAAGGUCCUUGGUGGCGGCAAACCUGCUGAUAUCUUCCUCUGGAGAAACAAGAAGAUUUCUGCUGGGGUGCUUGGUUUUGCCACUGCUAUUUGGGUGUUUUUUGAAUUGCUGGAGUAUCAUUUGCUAACAUUAGUAUGCCAUGUCCUUAUACUGGCUUUGGCAGUCCUCUUCCUUUGGUCAAAUGCAUCCACCUUUAUCAACAAGUCUCCCCCCAAAUUUCCAGAAGCUAUUCUUCCUGAAGAUCUUGUCUUGGGUGUAGCAGGUGCCCUUAGAAUUGAAGUCAACAGAGCUCUUGCAAUAUUCCGUGACAUUGCGGCAGGGAAAGACUUGAAGAAGUUUCUUGCAGUGAUUGCUGGUUUAUGGUUCUUUUCGAUUCUCGGGAGUUACUGGAAUUUCUUGACCUUGUUCUACAUAUCUUUUGUGUUGCUGCAUACUAUUCCUCUGCUUUAUGAGAAGUACGAAGACAAGGUUGAUGCUUUCGCUGAAAAGGCAGAAGCUGAGAUUAAGAAGCAGUAUGCUGUAUUCAAUGUGAAGGUUUUAAGCAAGAUUCCUCGAGGGCCAUUGAAAGACAAAAAGUUCUUGUAGAGAGGCAGACAAGGUCUCUAGUUUUUCAUUGAUAAGUGGUGUAGCUAUAUGACUGAAGCUGUUGCUCACUUUUUUCAUCAGCUGGGACCCUUGUUUUUAGUAGUUAUUAUUCGAAGGUAGUACGUCUGGGUUCCAUAUUUUACAACAUGAUUAUUGUGUUUUAUGAGGUGGUUAAGUUUUGGGUAUCAGUUUAUCACUAAACAUUCCUCAGGCGUGUUAGUUUAGAUUGAUUUGAUUUUGAUGUGCUAGCUUAUUCAUUAUCGACCCAUCAAUAUUUUAUAUGUUUUGUAAUAGUUACGAUUUGAGUAUGGAAAAGAAAGGGUUCCUUUAAUUA